This is a messenger RNA of Bubalus bubalis (water buffalo), 1984 nucleotides long. RefSeq names its product inner mitochondrial membrane peptidase subunit 1 (gene IMMP1L). The coding region runs from base 103 to 1014 and encodes 303 amino acids. Gene Ontology annotation, cellular component: membrane; mitochondrial inner membrane peptidase complex. NCBI's taxonomy places the organism in Eukaryota, Metazoa, Chordata, Mammalia, Artiodactyla, Bovidae. Gene Ontology annotation, molecular function: serine-type endopeptidase activity. The transcript is spliced from 4 exons. The record is from RefSeq and is a predicted model, not a curated record.
CUCGAGUCAACCAAUUGGAAGGCGUAUUGCUGAAAAGUGCAUUUACGUCAGGACGGCCGUCUUCUGCAAGGCCCAGGUGAGAAAGAGCCACCUGAGUCCUGGAUGAGAGUCUUCCUGGGUUCUUUGGGGCUUGAGCAAAUCUUUACCCUAACUGGAAAGAAUCCUGAUGGAAAUUCCUUGUGGGAAUCCUGGUACUGUGGAUCACCUAUAUUUGCUUUGAGACAUGCUUUAGAUGUUUUUUUCUGGAAGCCCUGUAAAUACUGUAAAAAUUCAGUGUAUUGUUGUAAAGACCUAUGGGGAUCUUCCCGACCCAGGAAUCGAACCGAGGCCUCCUGCAUUGCAGUCAGAGAGAGAGCGAGCGAGCGCUGGACGGGGAGCGCUGGAGAAGAUGGGAAUGUCCCGAGGUUCGGAGGGCGGGCAGAGGCGCCUGGCGACUGGGCACCGGGUCCAGUGCAGUGGACGACCGACGGCCAGCCAGGCAGACCGGUUCAGGACCGGCUCCCCCGGAGCCAUGCACCGCCACGCCGUGCAGCCUGCGAGACGCCCCAGAAGCUCCGCGCUGUGCGGUCGCGAACCCUGGGCAGUAGUGGCCAGCGCCAGAAGCGAAGGCGCGUUGGGGGCAGGGGGAGGAACCUCGGCCUCCCAAAGCCCUCAGACCCACUCUCGAGUGAUGUGGCGGGGAGGUCGGGUGGAAGAGAGACACCAGAGAGGACGCCACGGGGCGCGGGACAGGGUGGGGCGGGGUGGGCCACCCUGGUGAUGGAGUGCGUGGUGGGCGGGGUGCCUGGCGGAGAUGGAGGCCUGGAGGGGCCGACGGGGCAGGGGCCGGCAUGGAGCCGCCUUCCCACCCGACCCCCUUUUCACGCCGCUCCCCACUUUCUCGGUCUCCUUUUCCCCGACACUGGAAAGACCGCCUGGGCGGGCCCGCUCCCGCCUCCCCGCAGCGUCCCUGAGCAGACAGAAGUCUCCCUCCUUUCCAUCCUUCGCCUUGCUUUAGUUACGAAGUGUUCUUAAGUAUCACUGUUUAUUAACUUAUUAUAUUCUAAAAAUCCUUAGUUUUUAAAAGUCAGUUAUUACUGUAAGUCAGAUUCCUAAGAUGGAAUAUUUCAUGUUACUUAAAAAAUUUAACGAGAACACUUUUCAAUAUGUUACUGAUAGUUUUUUCUUUCAGUGAGUAUGACAAUACUCUGUCUCCUCGUUGACCAAAAAUCUCAGUGUUCUGAUCAUUUUGAACCUUACAACCAUUUUAUCAUACUAAAGAUGUGGAAAAUAUAGGAGAUUUGGGUUCAAUAUAUAUUCAUUAAUUCAGUCAGGCCCCAAGGAUUCAAAGAUGAAUAGUGCAUAGUCACUGCCCACCGACAUAUAAGCAAAUAUAGUAUGUAAUAAAAUAUAUAAUAAGAGAAAGAUAUAAAUAAUAUAGUGCGGUAAGUAUUAUAAUCAGUGUAUGCUGAAGGUAGGUAAGUGAUACAAAGCAUAGGUAACAUUUGUUGGCGUGGCCCAUUGAAGACUUGUUAGGGGAGACGACAUAAUCUAUGUUUAACAGGUGACUAAACACUAAUAAGUAAUAAAACACUGAUAAAUAAUAGUCCUAUCCUGUGGGUUCUAUAAUUCUAUUAUUGUGACUUCCCUGGAGGUCCAGUGGCUAGGACUGUGCUUUCCCUGCCUAGGGCUUGAGCUCACUCCCUGGUCAGGGAACUAAGAUCCCGCAAAUUGCACGGUGCAUCCAAAAGGAAAAAACAAAUAUAUUUUAUUUAAACAUAAGAUAGGCAGAAACUUAGACAUUUGGAAAUGCAGCUUAAUUAUAUGAGCCAAUAUGGUACAUGCUAAUUGCCAAGCAAAUGACACAGCAUUUAUUAAUUAACCAGCAUUUAUUGAUCUAUUUCACUGCUGCUAAGUCACUUCAGUCGUGUCCGACUCUGUGUGACCCCAUAGACGGCAGCCCACCAGGCUCCGCAGUCCCUGGGAUUCUCCAGGCAAGAACACU